Messenger RNA from Clarias gariepinus (North African catfish), 1511 nucleotides. It is a transcript of the gene nsun3, whose product is annotated as NOP2/Sun RNA methyltransferase 3. The transcript has 6 exons. Gene Ontology annotation, biological process: rRNA methylation. The record is from RefSeq and is a predicted model, not a curated record. Gene Ontology annotation, molecular function: methyltransferase activity. NCBI's taxonomy places the organism in Eukaryota, Metazoa, Chordata, Actinopteri, Siluriformes, Clariidae. Gene Ontology annotation, cellular component: mitochondrial large ribosomal subunit. The coding region runs from base 34 to 1179 and encodes 381 amino acids.
GAUGUUUCACUAUCGCUCGAUGAUGCUGCGUCAAUGUUUUCAUUAAAAUGUUUGUUAAAAAUAAGUGUAUUGACACGCAGUUAUGUGAUAAGUUUAGGCUUAGACAGUGUCCAUGUCUCCGUCACGCCGGACCGGGUCAGGAGAGGACUUCACACCGGGCUUCGGAUAAAUGAGGAGGAGGAGGAGAAGAAGAAGAGGAGCAGAGCCGAGAGAAAGGUGUGUGAGUCAGUACUGGAGCAUUUUAACAACCAGUACACACACGAACUGGGACAAGUCUGGCUUUCUGCAAGGGAAGUCCUGCUGAAUCCUCACUGUUGGCAGUAUGGCGUCCUACUGAAUCGCUUCAGUGAUCACCUGGAUGUCAGGGCUGUAUUAAAAUCCCGUGGCUAUUACAGCCUUCUCUCUCAACCCGAUCCUCCUAACACGUGGCCUCUCCAGUGUCUCGUCCAUAAAGAUGCAGUGCGUCUGCCCACUCAAAGACACAGAGAGGGCUGGCUGAAGCAGUACUACCUGCUGAAUGCCGCGUCCCUGCUGCCCGUGCUCGCUCUGGACGUGAAGGACGGAGAGAGAGUGCUGGAUCUGUGCUCCGCUCCGGGAGGGAAAGCCCUCGCUGUACUGCAAACAGCAAACCCAGGGCUGCUGCAUUGUAACGAAGUGGACAAGAGCAGGUACGCAUGGCUGGUGAAGACUCUGGAGUCGUAUGUACCUCAUGCACUCAGAGACACCCUCACCGUGACCAACGAGGACGGCAGGGACAUCGGGAUAACAAAGCUUAAGAUGUUCGACAAGGUGCUAGUAGAUGCCCCAUGCUCCAACGACCGCAGUUGGCUGUUUAGCCCCGGAGCCCAGCAGGGGGAGCUGCGGCUGAGAGAGCGCGCUAAACUACCUCAGCUACAAAAGGAGCUCAUCUGUUCAGCCUUGUCAGCGGUGCGUCCCGGAGGGAUUGUAGUUUACUCCACCUGCACCCUUUCCAGCGCUGAGAACCAGUCAGUCAUGGAGGCGGUACUUUCCACCGUCCACGGGGUGGAGCUUGCAGAACUGGAGGAAGAACUGAUUGUCUCUCUCUCUGGUCAUUUUAAAUUCGCCCACCUCCGACCUCCGCUGGGUUGUUUGGUGGUGCCGGAACAGGGACGAACUUGGGGACCAAUGUAUGUGUGCAGAUUGAGGAGGACCUGCUGAACAGCUACUCACUCAUAGCACCACAUGAUUGUUUAAAUCCGAUCGAUCAGAAGGUGUGGACUAAUAUCGUAUAACAACAGCUCUGGCAGCGGUACCGGCAGUAACCGUUAAGGAGAUGCUUGUUUAACAUUUACGGAGAGUUUCGAUGUGAGCCUCGGCGCUUUGUAACAGUCAGAGGUAAAAGCCUGAACACUAGUCCCUGUUGUUCUACAACAAUAAAUGUCACUAUAAAUGGAUCAGAAGAAGUACGAUGUGACCUUCAUUAAAAAUAAAACACUGUAAUCAUCAGCAGAUUGCUGUGAUGAAGGAGAAAUAAAACACUCCAACACGUC